CAAGCGCGCAGCCCGUCCCGGCUCUGGAGCAUAAACAAGAGUGGGGACGGGAUGAGGCGGCGGUUGGUCCCCGCGCAGCGAGAGGAGGCGAGCGGGGCUGCGAGCCGGACCGGCCGCAGAUCCUGAGUGUAACGCGCCCCCAGCGGGCUGCCCGAGUUGCGCUGCGCGUGCUCCCGCGAAGAGGGUCCGAGCCCGUCGCGCGCGCGCGCGCAGCCAUGAACCUGGCGAGCCAGAGCGGAGAGGCCGGCGCCGGCCAGCUGCUGUUCGCCAACUUCAACCAGGAUAACACGUCCCUAGCUGUUGGUAGUAAGACCGGGUAUAAGUUUUUCUCCCUUUCUUCUGUGGAUAAGCUGGAACAGAUCUAUGAAUGCACUGACACCGAAGAUGUCUGCAUUGUGGAGAGAUUGUUCUCAAGCAGCUUGGUGGCCAUUGUCAGCCUCAAAGCUCCCAGGAAGCUGAAGGUUUGCCACUUUAAGAAGGGAACAGAGAUAUGCAACUACAGCUACUCCAACACAAUACUGGCUGUGAAGCUGAACAGGCAGAGGCUCAUCGUGUGUCUGGAAGAGUCGCUCUAUAUACACAACAUCCGGGACAUGAAGGUACUACAUACCAUCCGAGAGACACCCCCAAACCCUGCAGGCUUGUGUGCGCUGUCAAUCAACAAUGACAACUGCUACUUGGCAUAUCCAGGGAGCGCAACCAUUGGAGAGGUGCAGGUCUUCGACACCAUUAACCUGAGAGCUGCAAACAUGAUCCCAGCUCAUGACAGUCCCUUAGCAGCCCUGGCGUUUGAUGCAAGUGGGACCAAGCUUGCCACUGCUUCUGAGAAGGGGACGGUGAUUCGGGUGUUUUCUAUUCCAGAGGGACAGAAGCUAUUUGAGUUCCGGAGAGGAGUGAAGAGGUGUGUGAGCAUCUGCUCCCUGGCCUUCAGCAUGGAUGGCAUGUUCCUCUCCUCGUCCAGCAACACUGAAACUGUGCACAUCUUCAAACUUGAGGCCGUGAGGGAAAAACCUCCAGAAGAGCCCACCACCUGGACUGGCUACUUUGGGAAGGUGCUUAUGGCAUCUACCAGCUACCUGCCCUCACAAGUGACAGAAAUGUUCAGCCAGGGCAGGGCCUUUGCAACCGUCCGGCUGCCUUUCUGUGGCCACAAAAACAUCUGCUCAAUCGCCACGAUUCAGAAGAUCCCACGACUGCUGGUGGGAGCAUCAGAUGGCUAUUUGUACAUGUACAAUCUGGACCCCCAGGAAGGCGGCGAGUGUGCCCUGAUGCGUCAGCACAGGCUUGACGGCAGUAUGGAGACGACUAGUGAAAUUGUAGACUCUGCUUCUCAUGACUGCCCCUUAGCAACACAGGCGUAUGGCACAGCAGCUGCCAAAGGUGCCUAUGCACCCUCGUCCCCAACAAGACUUGGUAAGGGGCAGGACGCCAACUUAGAAGCCUACACAGAUGACCUGGGUGCCGUAGGUGGCGCAUGCCUUGAGGAUGAAGCCAGUGCCCUGCGCCUGGAUGAAGACAGUGAACAUCCUCCCAUGAUUCUCCGGACUGACUGAUCCUGACCUGUGAACUCUGGCCCAGGAGCAGACAACACUGGCCUGGCAGAGGACUCGUGCAUUGCUGCUAUGAACUUUGACCUGAAUUGAAGGAGAGGAUGGCAGAGACUUUAAAGCAAAGAGAUUGUAGUUAUAGUCUAUCCAUACUGUUGAGAAAAUAUACUGUUUUCACUUCAGUGACUUUAAUCCUGCUUAUGAAUUUUAGCUUUUUAUUUUCUCUCACCCUUUAUUUUUUUUUAAUUUUUUUUUUUUUUUUUUCUUUUUGCCAAAAUUAACUGGUGAAAUCUGUGGAGUCUCCUUGCUUUGCAUGUGUGAUGUGCCAAGCCAGUAUAGGAGAUCAAGUGGAGUGUCCACUCCAUAGUGAACCACAGUUGUCAGGUCUCAUGCCAGGGCACGCAUGAAGAGUGUUGUGCGUGCAGUGAUUCUGCAGGGACAAGGCCCCUGUCAGGAGUCCUCUUGCCCCACUGCCUCAUCUGGACCAUUUUCCCUCUGAUUUAUUAAACUUUCCAGAUUGGAUCAUUCUGGGACUAACUUCCGCCGUGGGGGACCAUUGUUUUGGGUCUUAUUCUCCAUGGAGAUCUUGAGAGGGAAAGAGGCAGUUUCUGCUCUCUAUGCCUUCUCUUCUGGCAGAUGAACUUAGCCGUGUGCCAGGGGCAGCCUGGAGCCAAGGAAAGUGAUUUCAUCUGUGACAUUAAGUGCUCUGUCCCCUAUCAUCCCCACCCGAUAACUGUGACUUGGUGUUUUCUGUUUUUGUUUUUAAAGGAGAGUCUGUAUCUACUGCUAUCCCCCCAAAAGCACAAUGUGUAAGAUGCUGCGUCAGGAGUCAGUCCCUGCUGACCUGGAGCUGUACUGUCUGCCAGAGGCUUUCCUCCCUUUUCCAGAGGUAGCACCAACAGGUAGAGAGGCCCCAGGAAGGUGGCAGUAGACCUC
Molecule: messenger RNA, 2483 nt
Organism: Acomys russatus (golden spiny mouse)
Lineage: Eukaryota; Metazoa; Chordata; Mammalia; Rodentia; Muridae
Gene: Wipi2
Product: WD repeat domain, phosphoinositide interacting 2
Exons: 12
Coding region: 216-1553 (445 amino acids)
Biological process (GO): nucleophagy; protein lipidation; autophagy of mitochondrion
Cellular component (GO): cytosol; phagophore assembly site membrane; extrinsic component of membrane
Molecular function (GO): phosphatidylinositol-3,5-bisphosphate binding; phosphatidylinositol-3-phosphate binding; protein binding
Source: RefSeq, a predicted model, not a curated record